AUGCCCAUCUUCACCGCUUUGCGGGCGUGUGAGAUGAGCUGGACGAGAAGAAAGAGGGGCAUAAACGCUUUGAGCCCUCCUGGCAUAACGCAGCUGGGGCUGGGGGCAACGCGGCUGCCCAAGAGGGGGCGGCCCCCCCACCCCCGCCCCGCCCCGGGGCCGUGCCGCCCCCCAGCCCUGCCCCAUAAAGGAGCGGAGGAGCAGCCGCUGUGGCGCCUGCCCGGUUCCCGGUGCUCCCUGCCCGGUUCCCACUCCCCGGUUCCACGCCCUCGCUCCCGGUACAGCCCGAGGAUGCUGCGCCGCCGCGGAGCCUUCAGGGUGCAGCCGCUCCGCGGUGACCCCGAUGGUCCCUGGGAGUCGGCCGAGAGCUGCAUCGUGCGCACCUCCGCCAGCGUCUACCGCCGGCUGCAGGACAGCCCUCGGCAGCCCCGGCGGGGCAUGAGCACCCGGGGACCCCCCCCGCAGCCCCCCAGCAGCCCCCCGGCAGGCGGGAGCUUCCCCGAAUCCGAGGAUUCCGGCGUGGAGAUGGCCAGCAACGAGCACUCUCCCUGCACGCCGCUGGGCUCCGAGAGCGGCUUCUCCCUCGACGUUUUCCUGGCGGAGAAGCCCCCCGGAGAGGAGCCCCCCGGAGAGGAGCCCCCCCGGAGCCGCUCGGCCGGCAGGAGGCUGCUGCAGGCAGCGCAGCGGAGCAGGAGGCAGCGCUGCCCUCGCCAGCUCAGCCGGCGCAACGCCAGCGCCGCCGACCUGGCGGAGCCACCUCGGGACCCCCGGGAGCCCCAGGGGGCGGCGGCUGCUGCCGGGGGCGCUCGGUCACCAGGCGGCCCUCGGGACCCCCGGGCUGUGCCCGAGGAGGCGGUGUCGGGGCAGGGGCUGCGUUACCUGGAGCAGAUGUGCCAGAUGCUGGAGCGCCUGGCGCGGCUGCAGCAGGACAACCGAGCCCUGCGGCAGCAGGCGGCCGGAGCUCGCUGCGCCCGCCCGGCCACGCUGCCCAGCCGGCAGCCUCCGCGGCAGGAUUUGGGGGCGUGGAGGGAUUCGGGGUUCCGGCAGCGCUCCUGCUCCGACAGCCAGGCGCCAGCUGAGCCCGGGCCGUGCCGGAGGAUGUGGGGACACUCGGUCAGCUCCCCCAGCCUGCUGGAGCCCUCCGAGGGCGGGGCGGGGGUCCCGGCACCGGACAAGGUAGGGCCGGGGGGUGCCGGGCUGUGGGGGGGGGUCCCGCCGCUCCCCGCCGCUGACCCCUGCUCUCCCGGCAGGACGGGCGCUCGCACUGGGGCCGGGUGAAGGUGCUGCUCACCCGCCUGACCCGCCGGUCCCUGCGGGGGCGCCGCUGCAGGUAGAACCGCGGGGAUCCCGCUCCCGCCGCCGCGCCUGGAUGGAGGAACUGCGUCACGCCUCGCCCUAUGACGUCACGCCCGCCCGGGGCCGGUCCCCGGCCCGGCGCACCCCCCUUUCACCUUUUUUCUUUUUCCCCAAUAAAGUCAUUUCACGCAUACA
Messenger RNA from Hirundo rustica (Barn swallow), 1491 nucleotides. RefSeq names its product chromosome 28 C8orf58 homolog (gene C28H8orf58). The record is from RefSeq and is a predicted model, not a curated record. Lineage: Eukaryota; Metazoa; Chordata; Aves; Passeriformes; Hirundinidae.